Molecule: messenger RNA, 1170 nt
Organism: Uloborus diversus
Lineage: Eukaryota; Metazoa; Arthropoda; Arachnida; Araneae; Uloboridae
Exons: 1
Coding region: 1-1170 (389 amino acids)
Biological process (GO): DNA integration
Molecular function (GO): nucleic acid binding
Source: RefSeq, a predicted model, not a curated record
AUGAAAUUGAAAUCGGUUUCUGUCAUAAAAGAUGAUUAUUUGACGUGUGAAGAAUUGAAAAAGGCAUCGGAUGUAAUUAUAAGAAUUAUUCAGGAAGAAGAAUUUUCGGAAGAAAUAAAAUGCUUGAAACAAGGAAACCCAAUUACUUCUAAUAGUAAAAUUAGUUCACUUAAUCCAUUCAUAGAUAAAAGUGGAAUACUACGAGUCGGGGGAAGAUUGAGAAAUGCAGAAAUAGCUGAAUUACAAAAAUAUCCUAUUCUUCUACCGAAAGGAAAUUUUAUCACUAAUUUGAUAAUCAAGUAUUAUCACGAAAAACAUCUUCAUGGCGGAGUCCAAUUGCUGUUAUUCGUAUUAAGACAAGAAUUUUGGAUCAUCAAUUCUAGAAUUGAAAUUAAAAAAUGCGUUUGGAAAUGUGUGAAAGGUCGUUUCAGGGCAAAGACGCAAUCGCAACUAAUGGGUGAUCUACCUACCAACAGAGUUAUUCCAAGUAGAAUUUUUUCUGGAACUGGAGCUGAUUUCACUGGACCAUUCCUUGUGAAAAUAAAGAAAGGAAGAGGAGUUAGACCAACUAAAUGUUAUGUUUGCAUUUUUAUUUGCUUAGCUACUAAAGCUGUACACUUGGAAUUAGUGGGAGAUCUGUCCAGCGAAUCGUUUAUUGCGGCUUUGAAAAGAUUUACAGCAAGAAGGGGAAAACCCGAAGAAAUAAGUACGGACUGCGGUACCAAUUUUGUUGGUGCUGAUAGAAUUUUGAUGAAAGAAAUUCCUAUUCUAAAUUCAAGUCCAGAAUUCCGUAAUUGGAUUUUGGCGGAAAAUAUAAAGUGGAAUUUCAACCCCCCAUCAGCACCACAUCAUGGAGGACUCUGGGAAGCGGCCGUUAAGUCCAUUCUGAAAUAUCACUUACGCCGGAUGAUCGGUUGUCAAAUCCUUACGUAUGAGGAAUUCCUCACGCUGAUCACUCAAGUUGAAGGAUGUUUAAAUUCAAGACCGAUUACCCCAAUUUCUAAUGAUCCUAAUGAGUUGGGCGCCCUCACACCGGGAUAUUUUCUUAUUGGGGCUCCUUUGAUAGUAGUACCAGAACGGGACUUGACUUCGAAAAAAGUAACCCCUCUGCAAAGGUGGUUUGUUAACGCAGCAAAUAUUACAGGAAUUUUGGAAACGUUUGUCAAGUGA